Molecule: messenger RNA, 997 nt
Organism: Nycticebus coucang (slow loris)
Lineage: Eukaryota; Metazoa; Chordata; Mammalia; Primates; Lorisidae
Product: NEDD8-conjugating enzyme UBE2F-like
Exons: 1
Coding region: 76-633 (185 amino acids)
Biological process (GO): protein neddylation
Cellular component (GO): nucleus
Molecular function (GO): NEDD8 transferase activity
Source: RefSeq, a predicted model, not a curated record
GCCCGGGCCGGGCAUGGUGUUGGGCGCCGGGCCCCCCUCGCCUGUCUGCGAGUGCCCAGGGUAAAGGCAGCAGUAAUGCUAACGCUGGCAAGCAAGCUGAAGCGCGAUGAUGGUCUCAAAGGGUCUUGGUCUUCAGCCACAGCAUCGGAUUCCACUCGGAGGGUUUCUGUGAGAGACAAGUUGCUUGUUAAAGAGGUUGCAGAACUUGAAGCUAAUUUACCUUGUACAUGUAAAGUGCAUUUUCCUGAUCCAAACAAGCUUCAUUGCUUUCAACUAACUGUAACCCCAGAUGAGGGUUACUACCAGGGUGGAAAGUUUCAGUUUGAAACUGAAGUCCCCGAUGCGUACAACAUGGUGCCUCCCAAGGUGAAAUGCUUGACCAGGAUCUGGCACCCCAACAUCACAGAGACAGGUGAAAUUUGCCUAAGUUUACUGAGAGAGCACCCGAUCGAUGGCACUGGCUGGGCUCCCACACGAACACUGAAGGAUGUUGUUUGGGGAUUAAACUCUUUGUUUACUGAUCUUUUGAAUUUUGAUGACCCACUGAACAUUGAGGCUGCAGAGCAUCACCUGCGGGACAAGGAGGACUUCCGGAACAAAGUGGACGACUACAUCAAGCGCUAUGCCAGAUGAUGAAGGGGACGCGUGCAGGCUCAUGGACUGGACGCAGCUUGUCUCCAACGUGAAGUAGCAAGAGGUGGCCCCUUCGCUCCCCAUCCUCAUGUUCCCUCAGCCCCUCUGGAUUGUCCCAGCCCUGUGACCAUGUUGUCCGAAGGAGAUCAUCCUCAUGACUGCCCAUUGUAGAUGGAGAGUUCAACAUAAACACAGCAAGAACACGUGUCUGGGCUUCUAAAGAGUUGUCUGCUUACCUUAACAUGUUUACUUUUUUGAAAUUGUACUGUAUAGGUUGUUGGUGAAAUUCUUGAAAGUUGUAAUGAACUCAAAAUUGAGGCUAGAGCUUGCUUACCCUUUCCCCAAACAAAAUUGGUUUCCUGCA